AUGUACGAGGCAAUGAUUGCUCACAACGAGCAAGAGGCUCAGAUCCAGGCUCAAACUCAAGGUCAGGAUCGGGCUCAGUCUGGCCGUCCGGGUGUUGAACAGCCGGCUCCUCAGAAGGAUGGCCAUUAUGGUCUCAAGGAACCUCCACUGCCCCACGUCCCUUCGGGCCAACAGCAAGAUAUGCCGCAUCUCGAGGAUCUUCAUCUAAUCCCCAAAGACGAAGAAGCCGAGAAAGAUCUGGAAGAUGGUUCUGCUGCUGCUUCCUGUGCCGGUCAUAGGCUCCCCGCAGUCAAUGAGGAGGGCAUGCCUCGCUAUUUCGAACAUCCGCACAACCGUCGUGCAGAUCACCCCAGACCCGAGGAAUGUCUUGCCUUGCAAAAGAAGAAUAGAAAAAUUGCGGCAGUUGAGGCAGCCAAGGAAAAACGUUUUGGGCAUGUCCCUCAUGCCGAGUUAGAGAGUACGGCCACAGAAGAAAUCUCUCGCCGUUCGCCAUCGCUUCGCUGCCGCUCACGUUGGCCUAAUCGCGGCUUCGCAGAUUACUGCAACCGCCAGGAUAACUACAAUGUCCGCGACGCCGCCAACAUCCCUCGUAACGGCGAUCAGCAAUUGCAGACACGUGCCGGCAAUCAGCAGGUACAGCAAUAUGCCGUUCCGGCCUAUCAGAGCCAGCCACCUGCCCACUUCCCGUCACCGCAAGCUCUGGGGGAUACUUUCUUCCAAGCUCCUGGACCAUUUGGAGGUAAUGCUUACCACGACACGCCGACCACGGUCAAUCUUCAAUACGGUGUUGCUCCCUCUCAGCAGUCACAGUAUGAAUAG
Messenger RNA from Aureobasidium melanogenum CBS 110374, 819 nucleotides. RefSeq lists its product as uncharacterized. NCBI's taxonomy places the organism in Eukaryota, Fungi, Ascomycota, Dothideomycetes, Dothideales, Saccotheciaceae. The record is from RefSeq and is a predicted model, not a curated record. Bases 1 to 819 code for a protein of 272 amino acids. The transcript has a single exon.